Molecule: messenger RNA, 1404 nt
Organism: Paramecium sonneborni
Lineage: Eukaryota; Ciliophora; Oligohymenophorea; Peniculida; Parameciidae
Source: the annotation of a GenBank genome assembly
AUGUAAUAGUAGAAUGAAGAUGAUGGUAUACUUUAAUAGGUAUUUAAACUCAAUAUAUGUAGUUGAAACGCAUUUUAAGUUUUUAAUUCUUAAGUAGAAACUAUUUUCUAUUAAGAAAAUUUGAUCCUAAUACAGGUUGUAUAAGGCUUUAGUGUUUAGCCAAGGAAAAAAGCUUUAGACAAUAUAUAGAUUAUCCUUAUGGAAUAGAAACAAUAGCCAAUGUAUAAAUUUUAAAAUUCACAUUUAGAUAUUAAUCUAAUACAACUAUACUAAUUGGAUUUUUGAUCAAGCUUUCAAUGUCAUUAUACCAAUAUUUGCAAAAGAAAGAAAAUAAGUCUAAAUUUUAAUUAAAAAAAAUCAUGUUGAUGAGUUUAAGAACUUUUUACAAGAAUUAGAUCUUGCAAGAGAAUUUGAAGUUUAAGAAGCAGAAUACAUAGCAAAUAAGGAUAUGAUUAAGCUAUUUAUUAUUUUUGACAAUGAAGAUGAUGCAUAGAUUGGCUUUAGUAAAAUCUAAUAAUGUAAAGCAGCAGUAACAUUUAAAUAUAAAAUUUUAAGUUUUCAAUAUAAAAUGCAAAAAUGGAAGAAGUUGAUUAUUUUAAUAAAUUCCUUUAUAUUGUAUAAUCUAAACAAUAAUAAUUUUAAGAUUAUAGAAAUAAUAAUCCCAGAAACUAUGAAGAUCAUCAAAUUGAUGAAUAAUCAUUUUAAUAAUACUCAUAGCCUUAAUAAUAACAAUAAAAUCCAAAUUAAUAAUUUUAACAAUAGAAAUUUUAUGAAAAUGAGAAAUAAUUUUAAUAAGAUUAUUCUUCUGAUAUUGUAAGUUAAAGAUUGAAUCAAAUAAGAUCAAAUCAAAAAAUUGAAUUAAAUUAUGCUCCCUUGUAAGAAUAGCAAUCUAUGUUUUCAUUUGUACCUCUUAUUAGUCCUUCUUAAUAAUUUCCCAAUUCAGACGUUUAAGAAAUUUAACAAUAUAUUAAAUCACCGCAAGAAAAUACUGAAAAUGAUGAAGCAAAAUAAGCUGAAUAUAUAGAACCCUAAACCAAUGAAAUAUAAAUAACAAGAGAAACUGAAUCUAAUAAAGAAAAUUCUGUUGAAAGAAAUAUUAAGAAAAAGUUUUAAGAAGAAUUGUAUUAACAAAAAUCGCAUACCAUUCAUGGAUAUUAGAAAAAUGGAUAUGUAACAUUUAUUAAUAACUUAGUAGUAAAAACGAAGAUAUAAUUAUGACAAUAAUCAAAAUAGAUAUUAUAAUAACUCAAACCAUAGAAAACAAUAAUAUUAUUGCGAUUAUAGUAUUAUAUUAUUUUUACAAAUUUAGAUCGUUUAGAAGAUGAUUUAAGGGAAUUUACAGGGUUUAAGAAAUAUCAAUAAAAAUAGCAGAAAGAAUAUUAUGAAUUGAAAAAGGAAUAUUGA